AACACACGUUUUCAAGUUUCACUCAAAAUUCCAACACCAACCCUUUUUGUAUUAUAACUCUACUUCCACCGUUUUUUCUCUAUAUCUCACUCUCAUUUAUUAUCAUUAAAAAUAAAAUUUAAAUAAAAAGAAUCUAUGAACAUGUCAAGAAUUUAUAGGUUGUCAAAAACAUUAAUCCAGCUUAUGCUUAGCUAGAUUCCUGCUCAACAUGGCCUUCUUCUUCACCUGCAGCUGUUCAAAAUACUAACAAAAACCGAUCCUUUUCGAUUCACACUGCUUCUGCUCCAGCUAUAACACUCUUCAAGAUCUUCUUAGGGUUCAGUUUUCUUCAAAAAGAUCAAAUUUUGAGAAGGCCAACAAAAAUAUAAACUCCCAAGUUGUUACCUUUCUUCAAUUUUUUAGAUACCGUGAUGAUGAAUUGGAGAAAAAAUGGUUUAUUUAUCUAUGUUUUGUAUAUUUUAUCAUCUUCAAUUUCUAGGGUUUGUUUUUGUGCUACUUUUGUUCCAACAGAUAAUUACCUUAUAGAUUGUGGAUCAUCCACAACUACUUCAAUAGGUAACCGAAAUUUCACUUCAGAUAAUUUAUCUAAGAAAUUUAUCACCACACAACAAGAAAUUCUUGCUAGCACUUCUUCAAAAUCAGUUUCUUCUGAUAAUGUUGAUGAAACCCCUCUUUAUCAAACUGCAAGAAUCUUCACUGGAUCUUCAAAGUACACUUUUCCAAUUAACCAAAAGGGUAGACACUGGAUCCGGUUUUAUUUCUUUCCAUUUAUAUAUGAUAAGUACAAUUUGAAGGCUGCAAAAUUCUCUGUUUCAACACAAGCCUUUGUUCUUCUUAGUGGUUUCACUGCGGAGAAGAAUCCUGUGAUGAAGGAGUAUUCAAUCAAUGUUACUUCAGAUACACUCGUGAUUGAGUUUAGACCUUAUGAAAAUUCUGUUGCAUUUGUUAAUGCAAUUGAAGUUGUUUCUGUACCUGAUGAUCUUAUUGCUGGUGAUGCCUUUACCUUAAAUCCAGCAUCAACCUAUUCAGGGUUGGUGUCACAAGCUUUGGAGACAGUUUGGAGGAUUAACAUGGGUGGUCCUGUUGUCUCUUCUGGACAAGACCCUCUUUAUAGAACUUGGAUUUCAGAUCAAAAGUUUCUUCUAACAUCGGACCUUGCUACCGAUGUUUCGAAAAUUGCUGGUGUUAAUUAUGCUAAAGGGGGUGCAACAGAAAACACUGCUCCACCUACUGUUUAUGGUACUGCUACCGAGAUGAACAAGAACUCGAGCAAUGAUAUCAGCAAUACUUUCAAUGUGACAUGGAGGUUUGAUGUGGAGUCUGGAUUUCAAUACCUUGUUCGAGCUCACUUUUGUGAUAUAGUCAGCAAAGCUCUCAAUGAACUUUACUUCAAUGUUUAUAUUGACUCCUUCGCAGCUGCUAAGGAUCUUGAUCUUAGUACUACGGGUAAUAAUGUUUUGGCUGUUCCGUAUUAUAAGGAUUUGGUUACAUCCUUAGAGGACAACGAUAAACUUAGUGUGAGUAUUGGCCCUUCGGCCGUGAAUAAGGACAAUCCUAAUGCUAUUUUGAAUGGACUAGAGAUCAUGAAAAUGAACAAUUCCAUAGGUAGUCUUAGUGCUGCAGCAGCAUCUGGUACUGGGGGUGAUUCUUCUGGUUCGAGUUCUAGUAAGGUUGGCGUGAUAGCAGGUGUGAGUGUAGGGAUAGUGAGUGCAUUGGUCUUGGCUGGUGUUUUCUGUGUAAUGUGCAGGAAAAGAAGGAGGUUGGCAAGACAAAGACAAUCGAAGACAUGGAUUCCUUUAUCCGUCAACGAUGCAGCUUCGCAUACAAUGGGAAGUAAAUAUUCGAACGGCACAACAAUAAGUGCUGCUUCGAAUUUUGAGUAUCGCGUUCCUUUAGUGGAAGUUCAGGAGGCUACAAACAAUUUUGAUGAGAGUUGGGUUAUUGGGGUAGGUGGUUUUGGGAAAGUAUUCAAGGGAGAAUUAAGGGAUGGCACGAAAGUGGCGGUGAAGAGAGGGAAUCCACGGUCACAGCAGGGGAUUGCGGAAUUUCGAACGGAGAUUGAAAUGUUGUCUCAGUUCCGCCAUCGCCAUUUGGUGUCUUUGAUUGGCUAUUGUGAUGAAAACAAUGAAAUGAUCCUGAUAUAUGAGUACAUGGAGAACGGAACUCUCAAGAGUCAUCUGUAUGGUUCGGAAUUCCCGAGCUUAAGUUGGAAGGAGAGACUCGAGAUAUGCAUUGGAUCUGCUAGAGGACUUCAUUACCUUCACACCGGCUAUGCUAAAGCUGUUAUUCAUCGUGACGUGAAGUCUGCAAAUAUACUACUCGAUGAGAACCUAAUGGCUAAAGUCGCUGAUUUUGGAUUGUCCAAAACUGGUCCUGAGCUCGACCAAACGCACGUGAGCACAGCCGUCAAAGGGAGUUUUGGGUACCUCGAUCCCGAGUAUUUCAGAAGGCAACAGCUGACAGAAAAGUCGGACGUGUAUUCAUUCGGGGUAGUUCUGUUUGAAGUUCUUUGCGCUAGGCCUGUCAUCGAUCCAUCGCUUCCUAGGGAAAUGGUAAACUUGGCAGAAUGGGCAAUGAAAUACCAGAAAAAAGGACAGUUGGAACAAAUCAUAGAUACAACACUUGCAGGGAAAAUCAAACCAGAUUCUCUAAGGAAGUUCGGAGAAACAGCGGAAAAAUGCUUGGCUGAUUACGGUGUCGACAGGCCUUCAAUGGGAGACGUCCUGUGGAAUUUGGAGUAUGCUCUUCAACUUCAAGAAGUCGUUGUUCAAGGCGAUCCUGAAGAAAACAGUACAAAUAUGAUCGGCGAACUCUCUCCACAGGUCAACAACUUCAACCAGGAAACAAGUGUUUCUUCUGCUUCUGCGGUCCCAUUCGAAGCUUCAACCGUCGAUGAUCUUUCCGGUGUUUCUAUGAGUAGAGUAUUCUCGCAGUUGGUGAAAUCUGAGGGUAGAUGAGAUGGGUGACUUUGAAUAUACCCUUUCCUAAAUUAUUAUGUAACAAAGUAUUCUUCUGUUAUCAUUUUUGUUGUUUUUGUUCAGAUCAGUAACUCUCUGCCACAACAUAGAAGAUUGAGGCACUUGAUAUAGAUUUGUAAAGAAAGAUGGAGUUAUUGAAACAUGCUUUGCUUAAUUUGUAAUCAGAGGUUUGAACUAGUCUAUCUUGAAAAUGGAAGUGCAACUAUUAGUUGUUAUACCUUAUCAGCCAGACAAAUACCUGAAUCUAAAAGUUGGCAAAGUUCUGCUACUAAACUGCCUAUAAGAAUUUUCAGUCACAUGUUUUUUGUAUUUUUUUCUUUCACAUGAAAGAUUAAGACCUGUUGUACUUUAAUUUUGUUGUUAUGUAUUUAUUAUAAUUAUUAUCAUUAUUUA
Cicer arietinum (chickpea) is the source of this 3371-nucleotide messenger RNA. Its product is annotated as receptor-like protein kinase HERK 1. Gene Ontology annotation, biological process: protein autophosphorylation. NCBI's taxonomy places the organism in Eukaryota, Viridiplantae, Streptophyta, Magnoliopsida, Fabales, Fabaceae. Gene Ontology annotation, molecular function: transmembrane receptor protein tyrosine kinase activity; ATP binding. The record is from RefSeq and is a predicted model, not a curated record. Gene Ontology annotation, cellular component: plasma membrane; plasmodesma.